GCGGCCACAGGGGCGGGUCCGGCCUCCAGCGCGGUCCCGCCCGGCGCCUUCCUCCGAAAGAGGCGACCCGAGCGCGGCCCUGCCGGCAGGGCGGGCGCGACCCGGGAGUCCACCUACCUACGGCGCGGCCGCGCUGCCCGCACGCCCGCCCGACCCUGCGGGUCACUCCCCACCGCGGCCUCGCUCCGGCCCGCGCUGACCGCAAAGCCCCGUUCUGUCCCCCUGAGUCCCCGCCUCGUCGCCGCUCUGUCCCUGCUGUGUCUUCGCUGGGUCCCCGCUCCGUCCCCGCUGUGUCCGGCUCGCGUCCCCGCUGUGUGUGUCCCCGCUCCGUCCCCGCCCGCCGACCCCCGGCGAUGCCGCGCGGCGCCACCUGGGCGCUGCUCUUGGCCGCGGCCCUGGGGCUCGGGGCGCGCGGGGCGGGCGGCGCGGUGGCCCUCGCCGACUUCUACCCGUUCGGCACGGAGCGCGGCGACGCGGUCACCCCCAAGCAGGACGACGGCGGCUCUGGGCUGCGGCCGCUCUCCGUGCUCUUCCCGUUCUUCGGCGCCGAGCACUCCGGCCUCUACGUGAACAACAACGGGAUCAUCUCCUUCCUGAAGGAGGUUUCUCAGUUCACCCCUGUGGCCUUCCCCAUUGCCAAGGACCGCUGCGUGGUAGCGGCCUUCUGGGCGGACGUGGACAACCGGCGCGCAGGGGACGUGUACUUCCGGGAGGCCACGGACGCAGCCACGCUGCGGAGAGCCACGGCGGACGUCAGGCGCUACUUCCCCGAGCUCCCGGGCUUCUCAGCCACCUGGGUGUUCGUAGCCACUUGGUACCGCGUGACCUUCUUCGGAGGCAGCGCGUCUUCCCCCGUCAACACGUUCCAGACGGUGCUCAUCACGGACGGCACGCUCUCCUUCACCAUCUUCAACUACGAGUCCAUUACGUGGACCACGGGCACACACGCCAGCAGCGGGGGCAAUGCCAGCGGCCUGGGGGGCAUAGCGGCCCAGGCCGGCUUCAACGCGGGAGACGGGCAGCGCUACUUCAGCAUCCCCGGCUCGCGCACAGCGGACAUGGCGGAGGUGGAGACCACCACCAACGUGGGCGUGCCCGGGCGCUGGGCGUUCAGAAUCGAUGAUGCCCAGGUGCGCGUGGGGGGCUGCGGCCAUACAACCUCAGUGUGCCAGACCCUGCGUCCCUGCCUCAAUGGCGGCAAGUGCAUCGACGACUGCGUCACGGGCAACCCCUCCUAUACCUGCUCCUGCCUCUCAGGCUUCACGGGGAGGACGUGCCAUCUGGAUGUGAACGAGUGCGCUUCCCACCCGUGUCAGAACGGUGGGACCUGCACACACGGUGUCAACAGCUUCAGCUGCCAGUGCCCCGCCGGCUUCAGGGGACCCACCUGUGAGACAGCAGAGUCUCCGUGCGAUGACAGAGAGUGUCAGAACGGCGGCUGGUGCCGGGCGGAGGGCGGCACCGCGGUGUGCGUGUGCCCGGCCGGCUACACAGGGGCGGCCUGCGAGACAGACGUGGACGAGUGCAGCUCUGACCCCUGCCUGAAUGGAGGCUCGUGUGUCGACCUGGUGGGGAAUUUCACCUGCCUGUGUGCAGAACCCUUCGAGGGACCUCGCUGUGAGACAGGACACCACCCAGUGCCCGACGCCUGCCUCUCGGGCCCUUGCCAGAACGGAGGCACCUGUGUGGAUGCAGAUCAGGGCUACGUGUGCGAAUGCCCUGAGGGCUUCAUGGGCCUCGACUGCAGGGAAAGAACCCGUAGUGGCUGUGAGUGCCGCAAUGGUGGCAGGUGCCUGGGGGCCAACAGCACCCUCUGCCAGUGCCCACCGGGCUUCUUCGGGCUCCUCUGUGAAUUUGAGGUCACGGCCACGCCCUGCAACAUGAACGCGCAGUGCCCCGACGGCGGCUACUGCAUGGAGUACGGCGGGAGCUACCUGUGCGCCUGCCACACCGAGCACAACGCCAGCCACCCGCUGCCGUCGCCGUGUGACUCUGACCCCUGCUUCAACGGAGGCUCCUGUGACGUGCACGGAGACUCCUACACGUGCGAGUGCCCGCGGGGCUUCCAUGGCCGCCACUGCGAGAAAGCCCGGCCGCGCCUGUGCAGCUCCGGGCCCUGCAGGAACGGAGGCACGUGUAAGGAGGCGGGCGGCGAGUACCACUGCGACUGCCCCUACCGCUUCACUGGCAGGCACUGCGAGAUCGGGAAGCCAGACUCGUGCGCCUCGGGUCCCUGUCACAACGGCGGCACCUGCUUCCACUACAUCGGCAAAUACAAGUGUGACUGCCCCCCGGGCUUCUCGGGGCGGCACUGUGAGAUAGCCCCCUCGCCCUGCUUCCGGAGCCCGUGCAUGAAUGGGGGCACCUGCGAGGACCUGGGCACAGACUUCUCCUGCCACUGCCAAGCAGGGUACACAGGACGCCGGUGCCAGGCGGAGGUAGACUGCGGCCCCCCCGGCGAGGUGCAGCACGCCACCCUGCGAUUCAACGGCACCCGACUGGGCUCGGUGGCCCUGUACUUGUGUAACCGAGGAUACAGCCCAAGCACCUCCAGCCAUGUCCGGGUGUGCCAGCCACAGGGCGUCUGGAGCGAGCCCCCCCAGUGCCACGAAAUCGACGAGUGCCGAUCCCAGCCGUGCCUGCACGGGGGUUCCUGCCAGGACCGCGUCGCCGGGUACCUGUGCGUCUGCAGCCCAGGGCAUGAAGGCACCCACUGUGAGCGGGAGACAGACAAGUGCCAGGCACAGCCCUGCAGAAACGGAGGCACCUGCAGGGACCUCCCGGGGGCCUUUGUCUGCCAGUGCCCCCCUGGUUUCAUUGGAGUCCACUGCGAGACAGAGGUGGAUGCCUGCAACUCCAGCCCCUGCCAGCACGGAGGCCGCUGCGAGAACGGCGGCGGGGCCUACCUGUGUGUCUGCCCAGAGGGCUUCUUCGGCUAUCACUGCGAGACAGUGAGUGACCCCUGCUUCUCCAGCCCCUGUGGAGGCCGCGGCUACUGCCUGGCCAGCAACGGGUCCCACAGCUGCACCUGUAAAGUGGGCUACACCGGCAAGGACUGUGCCAAAGAGCUCUUCCCACCAACGGCCCUCAAGGUGGAGCAAGUGGAAGAGAGUGGGGUCUCCAUCUCCUGGCGCCCCCCCGAAGGCCCAGCCGCCAGGCAGCUGCUGGACGGCUAUGCUGUCACCUACGUGUCCUCGGACGGCUCCUACCGCCGCACAGACUUCGUGGACCGGGGCCGCUCCGCGCACCAGGUCCGGGCCCUGGCGCCCGGCAGGGCCUACAACGUCUCCGUCUUCUCGGUCAAGCGCAACGCCAACAACAAGAACGACAUCAGCAGGCCCGUGGUGCUGCUUGCCCGCACGCGACCCCGCCCCAUCGAGGGCCUUGAGGUUGCCAACGUGACAGCCAGCGCCAUUUCAGUGCGGUGGGCUCUGCACAGGAUCCGCCACGCCACCGUCAGCAGCGUCCGCCUGUCCAUCCGCCGCCCUGAGGCCCAGGAGGAGCAGUCCACUGAGGUGGACAGGAGUGUGGACAGGUUCACGUUCAGGGCCUUGCUGCCAGGAAGGAGAUACGCCAUCUGGGUGACGGCCCUCAGCGGGCUCGGGGGGCAGGAGCACCCCACGGAGAGCCUGGCCUCGGCCCCGGUGCAUGUGUGGACCCGGCCUCUGCCGCCAGCCAACCUGACCGCCACCCGAGUCACGGCCACCUCUGCCCAUGUGGUCUGGGAUGCCCCCACUCCGGGCGCCUCUCUGGAGGCCUACGUCAUCAACGUGACCACCAGCCAGAGCACCAAGAGCCGCUACGUCCCCAAUGGGAGGCUGGUGUCCUACACGGUGCGGGACCUGGCGCCCGGGCGGCGGUACCAGCUCUCGGUGACGGCUGUGCAGAGCACCGGGGGUGGCCAGCUGCACAGCGAGCCCGCCCACCUGUACAUCAUCACCUCCCCGAGGGACAGCACCAACGGACGAUGGCAUCGUGAUGGCCUCCCCCAGAGGGCGCUGAGAACCCGCCCUGCCCCCGCACGCCUGCCCGAGCUGCGCCUGCUCAGCGACCCCAGUGUCCCUGCGACGCCGACCCAGGCCCCCAGGUUCUCAGAGCUUGUGGACGGCAGAGGACGAGUGAGGGCCAGGUUCAGCGGCUCACCCAGCAAGCGGGUCACUGUGAGAUCACAGCCCACAGCUCUGGUGCAGCUGGAGAACACGGACGCGGUCCCCACACCGACCAGCCUGGCCCUCCAGCUCCCCGAACGUGGCAGUGACAAGGACAUGGAGAGCAAGUCAGCAGGAGCAGACUACAGGGCUGACCACCCUCAGGGGCCUGAGGACGACGCCCCUGGGAACUGCUCAGAAAACCCCUGUGAGAACGGAGGCACCUGCGUGCCCGGCGAGGGUGCCCACAGCUGUGCCUGCAGCCCAGGCUUCAAAGGCAGACGCUGUGAGCUCGCAGCCUGCACGAAGCUGCCCCAGCCCUGCACGCGGCUGUUCUCAGAGACCAAGUCCAUGCCGGUCUGGGAAGGAGGCGUCUGUCGCCACGUGUAUAAGAGAGUCUACAAAGUGCACCCGGACACCUGCUUCAAGGAGAGCUGUGAGAGCACCCGCGCCAGAGCCCCAGACAGGAAACAAAGUAACAGUCCUACACUGAGGAAACCCUAAGCAUUUCCCAACCUCUUUUGGCAAUUCAGCCCCCUGUGACUCCUACCUCCCCACAAGGAAACUCUGAGCAGGUCUCAACAGUCUAGAAGAUGCUGGGCUAACCCAGAGACCCACCUAGUGACUGACACAGCUUCUUGUCAGCAUGACGGCCCUGGGAAUGAAGGAGGCAUUCUGGCUGGGCCAGGGCAGCUCGGCACUCAAGAAGCCCGUCUUCCCAGUGCUGCAGGAGAGGCGGGAGGCAGCCGGGGCAGAGCAGCUGCACACACAGCCUCCUGUUACUCAGAGGCCUCUGUAAACACCAGGAGCAGCAGAGCCCUGCAGGCCCAGGCUGACACUAAAGCAGAUCUUGGAAGGAGGAGGCUGGGCCCACGGGUGGGGCAGCCACACGUGAGCGGGAACAUGUGACCUCAGGCAGGUGGCCCACUCCCCCCACCGCCACAUACUCAGAAGAUGCACUCCAAGGCUUGCACGAAGUUCACCACCCACAGAUACAACUUGAGUGUGAAAUGUUUAUACUGCAAUAAGUCACCUGAAAGAGAAUAUAUUUUAUUAGAACUCACCCAAUAAAUCCAUUUCUAUAAAAACAAAUCAGAAAUCCUCAACUAUUAACUUAUCAAAUACUAGCUUUUAGAACACCUAUUCUGAAUACCGAUUCUUAGGUGCUUCGCUAUAGCUCAGACGGUAAAGAAUCUGCUUGCAGUGCAAGUGACCUCGGUUUGACCCCUGGGUCAGGAAGAUCCCAGGGCAACAGGAAUGACAGUCCACUCCAGUCUUCUUGGCUGGAGAACUCCAUGGACAGAGGAGCCUGGUGGGCCACAGUUCAUGGGGUCACAAAGAGCCGGACACGACUGAGCAACUAACACUACACUACGGUACUACUGCUGUUCUUAGAACGACGGGAAACACAAACAAGCAGGAACAUUACUUCUCUGGAGUAGCCUGGUGGGCUACAGUCCAGGGGGGCGCAGAGUUGGACACGACUUAGAGACUCAACAGCAUAACAACAAUUCACACACAACCAUUCAUCCAAGACCAAAGUGCAAGAACUCGUUUCAACAGAGACCAGGGACAGCGCAUCUUCAGAGGGGUCACGGCAUCGCCACAUGAAGGGAGCAGCCUGUAGGCCUUGGGGCUGAGCUGUCCCGGACACCAGGGCGCAGCUGGUCCUCCACAAGCCUGCCCCACCCCCCACCCCCCACGUCAGAGGGGACGAGGCCCACAGCUCGAGGCAGGGAGGGGCGAGCCCUUUAGGUCCUCUGGGGGCAACAGCCCAGAGCCACUGUGUGAAGAGGAAUGUGCACAAGUGCCCUCCUCCUCACACCCGGUCUGUUUUCUCUUCUAAGGACUCAGGAUGUUCCUGCUGCGUUCCAUCAACCUCACGCGUUUCUAAAGCCCAAGAAGAUGAGGUCUAAAAUCAGACUGAAAACAGCGUCCUGGCUGGAGUCAGUGGCCUGAGCAGCUUCCCUCCUCUGGCCUCUGAAGACAGUCGGCCAGGCCAGGCAGGCAUCAGCCACAGGCAGGGAGACCUCCAGGACAGACCCUCACCAGAUAGAGCCCAGGCUGCUCUAAGCGGGCACUGCACACACGUCUGCCCCGGGGGAGCAAGGCUGCCCGUCAGGAAUGCUUCUGCAACCUUCAGAAACCAGCUUUCGGAUUCCAACAUCAGAAAAGGAUUCUCCCCUUAGGAACCAACCACCAAACUGAGGAGGAACUGCUAUCUACAGCUUCCAAAGCAAAGACCACGGGGCUGGGAGAAGGCGCAGAGGUGAGGCACACUGGAAGCCCUUCGGCGGGCUCUCCUCCGCCAGCAGUCUGUGCUGACCGUUUGCAAGUAGUGACCCGCCAUAUGGACCAGCUGAUUUUGAAAGAGAAAAUGAUAGCCAACACUAAGGUGGAGCUUAAACAGUUUUCAUCUACAGCUUUUUCCAUUAAAGUCACAGUACUUUGGGCCUGUGAACCAGACGGUCACUGCGGCAACGACUCAGCUCUGCAGCUGCAGCACGAAUGCAGCCACAGGCGUGCGACUGAUGGGGAUGGCUGGGUCCCAAUAAAACUUUAUUUACAAAAACAGGCAGAGCCAAGUCGGCCACGGGCCAUGCUGAGCUCAGCCCUGGUCUUUGAGGCCAUAGGCUUCAGCCUAUCCCCAGGAUGACAAGUCCCACCAAGGCACCAAAGACCUCAAGGGUUUCAGGGAAACCUCAAUGUUUCAAGCCCACAUGGAAAGCCAAAGCAGCAUGUCCACCAAGCACAGCAGGGCUCCUCCCACAAGCCAGGCGAUGUGGAGAGGACUAGAUGCUGGGAAGGGGCUCCCUGAGGCCACAACUCAUGCAAUGCUGUUGGGGGCCACCAGGUAGUAUGCACCACCUUCCACACCCUCCUCCUUCACACGCCGAACACCGCAUCAUCCUGCCAGCCCGCUCUCCAGCACGCUUCCUCCCUGCAGAUGAGGUGAGGACCAAAGCCGGGAAGCCCACCUGACACCGUGCUGAGCGUUUAACAGCCAACCCAGGCUGGAGCUCCAGGCCCGGGCACCUCCCAGCGAUCCGGCUCCAAGUCAGCACUACAGCCCAGAAAGGCCUCCUUCCUUUCAACUUUUAUAAAAAACUUUUACAGAGUUAUAUUUUAGGCUUUUUACUUAUAUUAAAGUUCUGUGUGCAUAUGUCUGUGUAUUAUGCAUUCUGUCAUUUCCAGCAAGGACGUCUCUACUGUAAUCCCGAAGGUACCCCGUCUCCAAGGCCCACCUGGAGAAGACAGCAGAGAUCAGUCCCGGGGCCCCGGUGCCGGGAGAACCGAGGAAAGCGCACACGUACACACGCGCUGCUGACCUGCGCUGCGCCGGGCCCUGCCGCUGCGCCAUGGAAGCUGCGGCGCCAGGAGCCAACGGCGCAAUCACUGGGGAGUGCGUGGAACGCGCCACUGCCGCGGUAACAACCUCAAGCCCUCAGCCACAAGGCCAACGGAGCGUGCUCCUGUUUUGACCUUAGAAGCCUUUGUUCCUACAAGAAACAGUCUACUGAAUCCAGAGUGUGGUGCUGUGUUCUUAUGAUUAACCCCUUUUGAUGUCUUAUAAAUUAUAUAUCUAGUAGAAGACUUCCUGAUGCUAAAGGAAUUAUAAUCUAUCCUUAAAACAUUACAAAUGAGCCCCUGCUUUUGCCCACACGGCUCCUUCGUCAAACUCUAAUGUCAUCCUUGGAAAUCCUCAGAGUCCACCCAAAGGAAUGAGUAACACGGAGUCAGAAAACUGUCAGGGGCAUACACAGCUCUGUGUGGACAUAAAAGGAGCAAUCAUGGGCUGCCAAGGCAGUCUUGUGCUAAUCAAAAUGUGGAUCAACUGACCACACAAUCGAGCUUAAAUUUAAGAUUCUGCUAGCCCCAAAUGGGGAGCACAAGAGCAACACCCCAGGUUCCAGGGACAGCGCCAGCCACCAAAAGGCGACACAACACAAGAGCCAGGAAACCUCCUUCCCGUGGUCAGAGAAGGCAGUGAAGGUGAAACCUCCCUUUCCCCUGCACUGGGGCUGGCACGGCGCCAAUGGGGAAAGCUACGCAGCACCUCGCUGCCCCCCACCAGCACCCCAGUAGACAAGGGUCCACCCGGCGUCAGCCAACCUCCGCAACUCUGCUGGGUCGGAACUGCUGCCGCCGAUGCUGGACUCCCAUGUGGAGGGACUCACGGGCCACUGGCCUUCGCAGAAAGCAUCUCUGUGCAGUCGUGCUCCGGCACGAGCCUGGAGGCACAAGCGUCUGCUCCAGGUGCUAGUCCCCAGAAUAAAACACGGCUCCCAUCUCCCAACGACACCCCAGCACAGGCCGGAAAGGAACUAUCAUAAAAAAUCUUUUACAUAAAAGAGAAACAACACAAGCAGCCGUUUAGAAUCGUAAGCUCUCACUGAUCAACACAGGCGCGUUUGCUACAGGCAGGCUCAGCGCAGCAUGUGAGCCUCCGCCACUGCCUGUGGGCCGGCUCAGCCUGCUGUGGGCCUGUCCUGAGGCUGCACACACGCCCUCGGUCCUAACGACACAACUGACCGCCGAUGGUGCCGGGCGCUCCCAGGGGUCAGGCUCAGCCCAGUGAGGACUGCCACCCGACAGGACCUACAGUCUCUGCAGGAAAAAUGAAGCCAAGUGCCACGACUCUCAGGUUUUGGGCACAUGGCCAAAAAUGUCUUUUGCAGCAUCAAUCCUGUGCCAGCCAGCCCGUCCCCGGGGAAGGGCCCCCAGGACAUGGAGUGACCCCCAUUCCCCCCCUGCCGAGCUUGUGUCCCCAGGACUGGGCCUCUACCUCAGAGAUGAGCCCUGGUGCAUACACCCAAGCCCAUUCCCCAACCCCAGCUCUUCAAAGUUGCUCCUCAGAACCUCUGGCCUCCCCAAGGGGCCACCUCUGGUGCCAUGGAGCUCCCUGCAAUGAUACCAAGCCCAGACCCUGGCCCUGGCUCCAGACCCCAACACCCCGUGACCCUGGCAGGCAUGCAUUCUCCUCUGGCCUCAGAAGCCCCGUCUGGACCAUGUUCUGGCAUGCUCCAGGUCAGCACUCCAUAGCUGCCGGAGACGUCAGGACUAGAUGUGGCCCCUGGACCGAGCUGGCGCAAAAGCAGGUUCCCCCACAGGUCAGAGAUGGGCCUGUUGUUCAGAAAUGCAAAAAGCGUCCCUUCACAGCGCUGGCAUCAAGAAACUGUACAGGACAAACCACACGUCACCAGUCAGCUUUCUUUUACUCUGCUGUACACUGAACGCAAUUACAAAGCAGUAUUUUUUAUUUAAAAACAUGAGUAUUUUUGUGGAAAAUCUGCUACUUGUUGUCAUUAAAAUAAACUGUUGUGAUGUA
Bubalus bubalis (water buffalo) is the source of this 9477-nucleotide messenger RNA. It is a transcript of the gene SNED1, whose product is annotated as sushi, nidogen and EGF like domains 1. Bases 354 to 4652 code for a protein of 1432 amino acids. Gene Ontology annotation, cellular component: plasma membrane; protein-containing complex. The transcript is spliced from 32 exons. NCBI's taxonomy places the organism in Eukaryota, Metazoa, Chordata, Mammalia, Artiodactyla, Bovidae. The record is from RefSeq and is a predicted model, not a curated record. Gene Ontology annotation, molecular function: Notch binding; calcium ion binding. Gene Ontology annotation, biological process: heterophilic cell-cell adhesion; cell-matrix adhesion; Notch signaling pathway.